GGUUCCCGUGUGUCUCCACCAGGGGGCACAGCCCGGGGCUCACUCGAACGAAACCAACCACUCCGUUCUCUUCGUACCAUGAGCUGAAUCUGUCCGGGACAGACCAGGGAAGAUGGCGGCCACUGACCAUUCCCGGUCCGAAGCUGCCAAACAGCGACGGCAGGAUCAGCUGCAGCGAUGGCUGGGCUCAGAGACGGAUCGGACGGGAUUGGAGGCCCGGGACACUUUGAGCGGUUCCGGGACGCGGCGGGCGAAAGUCCGGUUCGCCCAAGGAGCCGUGUUCAUGGCCGCCUGCUCCGCCGGAGACCGGGAAGAAGUGGCAGCGCUACUCCGGCAGGGAGCUGACAUCAACCACGCCAACAUAGAUGGUCUGACAGCGCUUCAUCAGGCCUGCAUUGAUGAAAAUGCUGAGAUGGUGCAGUUUCUGGUGGAGAGCGGGAGUGACGUCAGCAGAGGGGACAACGAGGGCUGGACUCCUCUGCACGCUGCAGCCUCCUGCGGCUUCAUCCAGAUCGCUAAAUACCUGAUAGAGCAUGGUGCUCACGUCGGGGCGGUGAACAGUGAAGGAGAGCUCCCUCUGGACGUGGCCACAGAAGAUGCCAUGAUGAGACUUCUCAAAGGGGAAAUCAAAAAACAAGCAAUAGACGUGGACAACGCCAGGAAGGAGGAGGAGAGGGUCAUGCUACAGGACGCCAUGGCGGUGCUGGCAGGAGGUGGCACCCUCACACCUCACCCAAAUACCAAGGCAACCGCUCUGCACGUUGCCGCUGCCAAAGGCUACAUCGAAGUCCUGAAGGUGCUAUUACAGUGUGGGGUGGACGUGGACAGCAGGGACGUCGACGGAUGGACGCCCCUGCAUGCUGGAGCUCACUGGGGACAGGAGGAAGUGUGCUCCCUGCUGGUUGACAACAUGUGUGAUAUGGGUGCCGUCAACAAUGUGGGCCAAACACCUCUAGAUGUAGCAGAUGAGAACCUGACGGACACUCUGGAGGAGCUGCAGAAGAAGCAGAACGCUUUACGCAGCGAGAAAGAGAAACAGACUCCUGUUAUUGAGACCAGCCCGCAAAUCUCCAUGGUACCAGUUCGCACACGCAGGACUUCUAUCUCUCGUAUGAGCAGUAAGGAGAAGAUCUGCCUCCAUGAGCGAGAGAAGCACCCACCUCCCGCCCUGCAGAGCAGCCCGGCCGAGGACGAUGAGGAGGAAGGCCAGACGGGGCAGAGCCAGGGGAAGGCCUCCAGCAGCUCCAGCUCGGAGGAGGAGAGCGAAUCGGAGAGCGACGCAGAGUCGGAAAAAGCAAAAAACCGAGAGAUAAUAAACAACUUGAACAAUAAACGCAACGCCACCAGCCUGCUUCCUACCUCCUUGUCAACGAAUACUGCCGCAAGCCAAGUGAAAAAGCAGGACCCAGGCAAGCCCCCAGCCCCAGAGGCCCCGGUCUCCUGGAGAACUUCUCUGAGAAAGGCAGGCAGCUCGGUGACUCUGGGCUCCGCUGGACUGUCUGACCCCAGCCAAGACCCCAGCAGACCUCCAGAGACUGUUGUGGGCAUGACCCGCUCCGCCUCCAGCCCCCGCCUCAGCUCUGAGGCCGACACCAAGGAGCCGAGGCUCGCUCGGGUACCGCCCAUCCCUACACGGAGACUCUUAAGUAUUCCAGACAGCAGCCCUGACAACUCCAACAGUUGGCUAAGUCGUAGCUCCUCUUACACCCGGCGCCUUUAUAGUCAAUCAGGGAAUGAUCUCACUAGUUCCACCCCCUCUUUGCUACACAGCUCAUCUUAUGGAAAGAGACUGGAUGACCCCACCCUGACCUCAGCUAGCACAGGAUCAAGCUCUGCUGGACUCAGCCGCCUUAAUAGUAUCUUGGCCCAAAGACUUCCUCAGGAACAGGCAGAAAAGAAGGAUCAGUCUGCCAUUACCACCUCCCACUCUAGGAGCAUAACCACAGGCGAACAGGAGGCCAAGCAGAGGCGCAAAUCGUAUCUGACGCCAGUGCGGGACGAGGAGGCAGAGGCACAGAGGAAGGCUCGCUCCAGACACGCACGGCAGUCCCGGCGCUCCACUCAGGGAGUGACGCUUACAGAUCUGCAGGAGGCAGAGAAGACAAUGAAGACGGACAACAAAGGGAGAGAAAAGAAGGAGGAGGAAGAGAAAGAGAAGGAGGCAAAAGCGAAGAAGGGCGAGGAGGGGGAAGUGAGCUGGAGGUCUCGUAUUGCCAGUCUGCAGAAGUCUGACCUGCUGGGCCUCACACAGCCCGCCGGCACUCCACGCCCUCAGACAUCUGACAGGAGAGAUAUUGAGGCCAGCACAGGGGAGAGCGAGACAGAGCGAUGGGCCAGGGAGCGCAGGGAGAGGAGACAAGCUCGGGCCAGAAGGAAGGCACAGAGGACCGGGGAGAGUGAUGACAAUGAUCCCAGUGGAGAGGAAGAGUUUUCAGGCAGUGGACUGGAGACACAGACAGACCAACGCUUGAGUUCCAGGUAUGACCUCAAGCUCUUUCUUUAUUCUGUCAGCAGAGUCUCAAUGAUAGCGGUGUCUCUGAUCUCUGCUCUGCUCAUCUACUCAGGCCCUUUAACGACUGCACUCAGGGAGACGGCUCUGACACCAAUGAUUUUAAGAAGUUGUUCGAGGAGGUCUCCAGAGAAAACAGCCAGCUCCAGUCUCAGCUGCAGGACACCCAGAGAAUUAUCAGUCAGACCAGGUUGGACCUGGAAAAGGCCACACAGAGGCAGGAGCGCUUCACUGACUGUUCAGACUUGCUGGAGCUGGAAAGAAAGGACCGGAGGAUGUUGGAGCGUCGAAUGGCAGAGCUGGAGGAGGAGCUGAAGUAAUACAGAUUGAAUAGGUUCUGGUCGACCUGAGAGCAGACAACCAGCGUCUUAAAGAUGAAAAUGGAGCACUGAUCCGAGUCAUCAGCAAGCUCUCCAAAUAGAUGGGGAGAAAGAGACACGAAGAGCAGGGAUUCCCCCUCACCCUCUUCCUCUAUCCCUCCAUCCAUCCCUCCCUCCCACCCUGCUUCUACACAUUCCUCCCAGUGCCAAAGAGUGUGAGAGAGAGGGGAGAGAAGCAGCAGAAUGUCCUAUGUACAUGAACACCACAGCUUGACUUGGAUUGUGAUGCCUUUCUGUGAACAGCUGGAGUGGCUUUUGUGUGCCUUGCGGCCCGUUUGUCACAGGAAGACCUAUGGAAUGAAGGCCUGUGGCUACAUUCAGAGGCUCGACAACAGCCAGAAAGCCUACGGCUGGUGCAACACAACACAUCUACGACAACUGUGCAUCAGGGGAACACUAACAUGCACACACAUUCCUAUGCGUGCAUCACAUCUUUCCUCCAUGCACAUUCCACGAGCGCACAAGGCAGCUUGGGCCUUAAAGUUCUUACUUUAGUAUUUUUUUUUUUGUGAACACGCUCACGUCACACAUUUACAAAUUUACUCCCCUCACAGUUCAAAUCUAACGUGUUGUCAAGCAGUGACCAAGAUUUUGAUUUGGUGUAGUAAAAAACAGCUCUGUAACGCAUUUCAGCCUUGUCUUUACAUUCAGCACGUACGUCCUGAUGACAGGGGGAAGUCCACGAAACUCUGUUGGGUUGUUUUGUUUCCACAUGCAAAUGUUUGAACCCACCUACCUCUCCACCUAUGCACUUCCCCACAUACAUUUUUGUUUUUGUGACCACAGACACACUCCAUUCUCUUAAAAUGACCGCAGAACCAGGUCAGUCGACCACAGCACUUUACUCUCUGCAAAGCUGUAAAAGAUGUACGUUGACGCUUUGCCCGUCCUCCAGACAGACAAACUCAUUUCAGAGCAGCACCGUCUCGCUUAGUGAGUGGAGGGAGAAGUUACCCAUAGAAGGUCAAAGGUCAUUGCACAAUUCCAGAAAUUGCUGUUCUGUCAAAGCCUAUUAUGCUAUGGAUGGUUAUUACCAAUGAUAAGAUUAUUGUCAUAGUUUUUCAUUGUCAAUUCCUCUCUUGUAAGGGAGCAUGGUUAUGUAUAUUAUAUGUGUAUAAAUAUUAGUCUUGGAUAAUACCCCCUUUUGAAGUAAAACUCAUGUAGCCUUUCUUCACAUGUUGGUUUUCUAAUAUAUUGAAUGGCUGUCUGCACCCUAAUAAAAGUCUGUAGUGACUGCCUGGUUA
This is a messenger RNA of Etheostoma spectabile (orangethroat darter), 4133 nucleotides long. RefSeq names its product protein phosphatase 1 regulatory subunit 12A. Gene Ontology annotation, biological process: signal transduction. The transcript is spliced from 25 exons. Lineage: Eukaryota; Metazoa; Chordata; Actinopteri; Perciformes; Percidae. The record is from RefSeq and is a predicted model, not a curated record. Gene Ontology annotation, molecular function: phosphatase regulator activity; protein kinase binding; enzyme inhibitor activity. Bases 113 to 2824 code for a protein of 903 amino acids. Gene Ontology annotation, cellular component: cytoplasm.